Molecule: messenger RNA, 1037 nt
Organism: Mesitornis unicolor (brown roatelo)
Lineage: Eukaryota; Metazoa; Chordata; Aves; Mesitornithiformes; Mesitornithidae
Product: lysyl oxidase homolog 2-like
Exons: 8
Biological process (GO): peptidyl-lysine oxidation
Cellular component (GO): membrane
Molecular function (GO): protein-lysine 6-oxidase activity; copper ion binding
Source: RefSeq, a predicted model, not a curated record
UAUGCCCUGCAGCUGCGUCUGAGCGGCGGCCGCAACCCUUACGAGGGCCGGGUGGAGGUGCUGGCUGAGCGCAACGGCACCCUGAAGUGGGGCACCGUCUGCAGCGAGAACUGGAGCACCGUGGAGGCCAUGGUGGUGUGUCGGCAGCUGGGCCUGGGCUUUGCCAGCCAUGCCUUCCAGGAAACGUGGUACUGGCAUGGGGACGUCAGCGCUGACAACGUGGUGAUGAGUGGCGUCAAGUGCUCGGGGACAGAGAUGUCCCUGGCCCACUGUCGUCACGACGGAGCCGACGUCUCCUGUUCCAGAGGAGGGGGUCGUUUUGGUGCUGGUGUGUCCUGCUCGGAGACCGCCCCUGACCUGGUGCUCAACGCGGAGCUGGUGGAGCAGACAGCCUACCUGGAGGACCGCCCGAUGCUCAUGCUGCAGUGCGCGCUGGAGGAGAACUGCCUGGCCAGCUCGGCCGUCCACAACUCCCUCGCCUCCCCCGCUGUUAAGGAGCAGGUGAGAUAUUUCUUGUUCUGGCAUUACCACAGCAUGGAGGUUUUUACCCACUACGAUCUGUUGAGCCUCAACGGGACCAAGGUGGCCGAAGGACACAAAGCCAGCUUCUGCCUGGAAGACACCGAGUGUGAAGCAGAUAUACAAAAACAGUAUGAAUGUGCCAAUUUUGGUGAACAAGGAAUCACAGUUGGCUGCUGGGACGUGUACCGCCACGACAUCGACUGCCAGUGGAUCGACAUCACCGAUGUCCCGCCAGGAGAUUACCUCUUCCAGGUUGUCAUCAACCCAAACUAUGAAGUGGCCGAGUCCGAUUACUCCAAUAAUGUCAUGAAGUGCAGGAGCCGCUACGAUGGGAUGCGCAUCUGGAUGUACAACUGCCACAUAGGGGGCUCCUUCAGCGAGGAAACGGAGCAGAAGUUCGACCACUUCAGCGGGCUCACAAACAACAAGGUGUCCACCCGGUAGAGCGCCAUCGCCUCCCACCCCACUAUUUAAAGAAGCGAGGUUUCCUGCUUCGGUGAUCUCCCUAACCACUG